UGUGGGUAAAAUGCUCCUAAUAAGCAUUACUUUCAAACUUUUAAUUCCACUGAUACUUGGAAGUCAAGUUGAUAUAUCGAAAUAUAAAGCAGUUCUUCUUCACAGACAUAAUUUUAUCAGACAGUUAGCAAAUAAAUGUGAACGCACGUAUAUUCCACCACCAGAGAAGGAAUUGACAGAUUUAAUAUGGGAUGAUGGGUUGGCUAUCACUGCUCAAAUGUAUGCUAAAACGUGCAGAAAUAUUAUUGGUACCCCACUUGAAAGAACUACUUGCAAGUGGAAGUCAGUUGGUCAAAAUGUUGCUGAGGUUGAUGAAAUUAGAAAUGCCCCCGUGAUAUGGAGAGAUGGUUCUCGAUAUUAUGACUAUAAAGAGGAUCAAUGCACAAAAGAAAAUGAUGAGUAUUAUUGUGAUAGCUUCAAACAGAUGAUUUUCGCCAAUACAACGCAUAUAGGCUGUGGUGCACAUUUAUGUAAUGAAGACGUCGAUUCAAAAAAGUACAUAGUCGUUUGCAACUAUGCACUAGCCGCUGAUGGAAGACCGUAUGCUGAUGGAACAAUAACUCGGUGCAAAAUGUCACCUUCAUGA
Trichobilharzia szidati is the source of this 586-nucleotide messenger RNA. Lineage: Eukaryota; Metazoa; Platyhelminthes; Trematoda; Strigeidida; Schistosomatidae. The record is from the annotation of a GenBank genome assembly.